UACAUCUCGUCGCAACACAUCACCGUCAGACCUCACUCUCCCUGUCAACAUGUCACUUUGUACUAGCUGUCACCGCUCACUCUUGCGACCAGUCGUCUCGACGGCCUCGUCCUCCUCCUCAUCGUCCUCGAUCAGGACCUACACCGCACGAGCACCUGCCGCCUGGAAAUCCCGAACACAUACUCAAAAGGCCGCCAGGAUUCCCAACCCCCUUCCUGCCAUCUAUCCUCAACUUGUCAUCCUCUCGGACGGCUCAUCCUUUACCUCAUAUACCACCUCGCCAUCCCCCGCAACCCUCCGACUCACACGAGAUGUGACCAACAACCCGCUCUGGAACCCGGCUAGCGAAGGUCGAAGAGGCGGCGGAGAGGAAGAAGGUGGAAGGCUCGCACGAUUCCGAGCGAGGUUCGGAGCCAACUCGCCCUCGUCCGAGACGCCUGCGGGUGAGCAAAAGGCCGGGUCGAGCAAGCAGAGCUCGAGCUCGUUUGGGGUCAGCGAUUUCGACUGGAUGGGAGAGGAGGCUGGAGUGGCCGAGAAGGUGUCGGCCAAGGAGAUGAGCGGGCCACAGAAGGCUACCAAGGGCAAGAAGAAGUAGGAGGUCGGACGAUAGAAAUCGAGGGCGUUUGGCCAGAUCUGGCAUUAUGCGGCGCUGGUCACGACUGCCUCGACAAAACCUCCCCUCCCUCACGUUCACGACACAUAUCUUCAGCUUGCCAAAUCACCACCUGAAUCUCGAAGGACAGCUCGGAGCGUGUGGGAACAACGCAGAUGGGCGUACGGUGCUUCAGUCGAGGUAGACCACCGAGAAACGAACGGGUUUCACCUAAUGUAUUACCAAUGUACCCAAAAUAUCCGCCAGAGGAUUAUACAACCUUUUCAUGAU
This is a messenger RNA of Filobasidium floriforme, 883 nucleotides long. RefSeq lists its product as uncharacterized. The coding region runs from base 50 to 595 and encodes 181 amino acids. The record is from RefSeq and is a predicted model, not a curated record. NCBI's taxonomy places the organism in Eukaryota, Fungi, Basidiomycota, Tremellomycetes, Filobasidiales, Filobasidiaceae. Gene Ontology annotation, molecular function: structural constituent of ribosome. The transcript has a single exon. Gene Ontology annotation, biological process: mitochondrial translation. Gene Ontology annotation, cellular component: mitochondrial large ribosomal subunit.